AUAGAAAAGCUCUCACUCACUUCGAUUCCAUCGCGCUCAGCACUCGGUCGCUAAAACGUUCCGCCGAUACGCUUCACUGAUCCUUUAUCCUUGGGGGAGCCCCGAACCGAGCGAGCACUUACAUAUAACGAUUGUUCGGAACACAUAGCAACCGGUCGGUACCUACCUAUAUUGUCGUCGUCAACAGCACCAACUUGGUCGCUUCGGAUUCAGUCUAUCAUGAGCAGUGUGGAGCCGCAGAGCAAGAAAUCCAAAAUGGUAUCGAGUCUGGAACAACUGAAGCAACUAACCACCAUCGUGGCCGACACCGGUGAUUUCGAAGCAAUGAAAAUCUACAAGCCCACCGAUGCCACGACCAAUCCAUCGUUGAUUCUUUCGGCUGCCGGAAUGGAACAGUACCAGCACCUAAUCGAUAAAGCCGUCAAAUACGGACUGAAGCAGGGAACUACUGAAGAAGAACAAGUGACGGAAGCCGCCGAUAUGUUGUUCGUCCUGUUUGGGUGUGAGAUUCUGAAACUGGUUCCGGGCCGUGUUUCUACAGAAAUCGAUGCUCGACUCUCGUUCAACAAGCAAGCCUCGGUUGCCAAGGCUCUCAAGCUGAUCCAGCUCUAUGAGGACAACGGCAUCGACAGGAAGCGGGUGCUCAUUAAACUUGCCUCAACUUGGGAGGGCAUACAGGCUGCACGAGAACUGGAGAAAGAUCACGGUAUCCAUUGUAAUCUCACUUUGCUGUUCUCGUUUGCCCAGGCUGUAGCUUGUGCGGAAGCUGGUGUCACUUUGAUUUCACCGUUCGUUGGUCGUAUCCUUGAUUGGUACGUAUCAAACACGGAUAAAAAAUCUUACGAACCAGAACAAGAUCCAGGAGUCAUUUCGGUAACGAAGAUUUACAACUACUACAAAAAGUUCGGAUACAAGACUGUAGUGAUGGGAGCUUCCUUCAGAAACACCGGCGAAAUCCGUGCUUUAGCCGGCUGUGAUUUGCUAACGAUCAGUCCAAAAUUGUUGGGUGAUCUCGAGAAGAGUGACGAGCCCAUCAAACGCUACCUGGAUCCAGAUGUAGCCAAAGCGAGCAAACUGGAAAAAAUUAACAUGGACGAGGCAACGUUCCGGUGGAUGCUGAAUGAAGAUCAGAUGUCCACCGACAAACUAUCUGACGGCAUCCGUAAGUUUGCUGCCGAUGGACGCAAACUGGAAACCAUGCUGCGCGGACUGAUCCAACAGGCGGCAUAAGUGUUAACAGUGCAUUUACAAAAAUCUAUUUCAAAAAUGGUGAUGUUGUUUUUUUAUACAAAUAUUCUGUUCCUUUGUCAUACAAUUUCGGUACAUUCGAUUGAGAUGAAAUAAAUUUAUUGAAUUUUCUUAA
Messenger RNA from Uranotaenia lowii, 1363 nucleotides. It is a transcript of the gene Taldo, whose product is annotated as probable transaldolase. The record is from RefSeq and is a predicted model, not a curated record. The transcript is spliced from 3 exons. Bases 220 to 1230 code for a protein of 336 amino acids. Gene Ontology annotation, biological process: pentose-phosphate shunt, non-oxidative branch; pentose-phosphate shunt; carbohydrate metabolic process. Gene Ontology annotation, cellular component: cytoplasm; intracellular anatomical structure. NCBI's taxonomy places the organism in Eukaryota, Metazoa, Arthropoda, Insecta, Diptera, Culicidae. Gene Ontology annotation, molecular function: transaldolase activity.